AUGGGUAGUGAUGAUCGUCCCGGCCAACUUUCUUCACUUGGUCCACGACAUGACAACGAUCACGCGAAUAUCACAGAUAUACGCAUUCUCCCGACCACGAACGAAAUCCUUUCCACUAGAUAUUCGUAUAUACCGGUAUAUGACCCAUCUAAAUGGCAUUUGCAAGGUAUCCAGGGACUUUUGGACCGCCACUUCCGAUUGCUUCGAGAAGAUAAUCUUGGGCCUGUUCGAGACGUUGUCAGAACUCAUCUACAAGGUAGCUCAUGCACCAUGGGGAUGUAUCAGGACAAUUCUAUGAGUGCCAAUGAAUACAAAGUUCAAAAUCUUCGUGUUGCUUUCGACAUGAUAGAUGGCUUCGGGCUUCAUAUUGCUGUUAGACAGCCGAUAGAAGUUGCUAGUAGGCGCACACCAGCGCACCGGGAGCAGUGGUGGAUCGAAUCUCAAAAUAUCGACUGGGAGCGGCUGGUGUGUGUUAUCAGCAAGGGCUAUGUCAUGUUCUGUGUGGUGUCUCGAGCAACUUGUCGUACCCUGGCACAGCUGAACGAGAAAAGGGACAAAUCUAAGAAGAAGCGAAUACGCCCAGCAGAUUUGAAAGCAAGUGACGUUGACUUUAUGCUAAACCUUCGACAUAGCCUGGGUGCUGGCUCGAUUGUGGUGGAGUUUCCCACACUCCUCCUAGCAUCAUUCAAGCCAAUGCUGUGUACCCUUCAACAUAUGUCCACACAUACACAAGUACCGAUGGGUGAGUACUUGGUUGGUAGUUCAGGCAAUCUUCAAGAUAAUAGCAAGGUGGAUGAGCAUAUCCCGCCUCCCACUUAUGCCACAAACACCAGUUUCCAAUUCGAUCUGCGGCCCGUCAUAAGGGAUCAAACCACUCUUCUCUAUUCUGCACAAAACGAGCCGAAUGUCGAGGAACUCUGUGCAAGAUCAGAUCUCGAUACAGGCCAAGCAGAAUCACUUCUGAAUAGCCUUCGUCGACAGCUGGCGCUGAUUCAAGGGCCUCCUGGUACCGGGAAAUCCUAUACUGGUGAGGCCAUCAUUGAUGUGUUGCUCGCCAAUAAGGCAAAAGCAAAUCUCGGACCCAUCAUUUGCAUUUGCCAGACCAACCAUGCACUUGACCAGCUAUUAGAGCACUUGUACUUGCGCAAGAACAUCAAGCGAGUCGUUCGUCUAGGUUCACAGAGCAAGUCCGACGUCAUUGGGGGGCUUACUCUUCAGAACAUUAUGGAUCUGCAACCAAUGACUGAGCAGGAGAUGAUGAAGCGAGGCAGAACUAGCAAGAAACGCAGGAGUGCUGCGAAACGAGUGAUCGAAGCACUUGCAGAGCUAGAGACGGCUGAGCCUCAAAAAAGUGCAGAGAUCACAAGAGCCAUUCACGACCUCAAUCAGACGUUUGAAACCCACGUCAAGGCGGUCGACGCGACUUGGUCAGAAAGAAAGGUCAAUAUUCUCCGAGGAUAUGAUGUUAUCGGUGUCACCACAAGUGGGCUUGCUCGCUUUCGUGAGUUUGUAGGUCAACUAAAGAGCAAAGUUGUAAUCUGUGAAGAGGCUGGUGAGGUCUUGGAGUCCCAUACACUUGGGGCUCUAAUGCCACAUACGCAGCACCUUAUCCUAAUAGGUGACCAUCAACAACUACGACCGACGACCAAUAAUUGGGCAUUCCAGGUUGCCAAUCCUGAUGGCAGGAUAUUUUCCUUCGAUAUGUCUCUCUUCGAACGACUAGUUAAGCCUCUACUCCUGUCUGAUAAAAGGCUACCCUUUGAUACCCUGGAAGUGCAACGGCGAAUGCACCCGGUCAUUUCAGACCUCGUGCGAUCAACAAUGUACCCGAAACUCCAGGAUGCAGAAAAUGUGAAGCGGUACCCUGGCCUCGCCGGUUUCAAACGUCGACUCUUUUGGUUCCACCAUUCCAAGCCCGAAGAUGGUUCAAAUAUUAAUCGAAGUAACGAGUUCUCGUUCAGUAAUCGGUUCGAAAUUGAGGUCGUCAAAACUGUCUUGAGUCACCUGACUCGACAGAAUGUGUAUGGCGACGGCGAGAUUGCGGUGCUCACCCCAUAUGCCGGACAGCUUCGGCAAUUGAAGAUUCAACUUGGGACGACGUACGAUAUUUCUAUGAACGAGCUUGAUGCCGCUGAGCUCGAAAGGCGCAACAUGAUGGUCAAAACCGGUGGUUAUACUGGCAGACGGCGCAUACGCGUCGCAACGGUCGAUAACUUCCAGGGAGAGGAAGCUUCAGUCGUGAUCAUUUCACUUGUGAGAAGCAACGCUGAGCGAAGAUGUGGGUUCCUAAAUCAGUCAAAUCGCAUUAACGUGCUUCUUUCCCGCGCCAAACAUGGCAUGAUCAUCAUCGGCAAUGCUGAGACAUACAGCCUCAAUGAUAUGUGGUGGGAAAUCAUUCAGAUGAUGCAAAAUAACGGGAACAUCGGUCCCAGUUUUGAGCUCGAAUGUCCCAGGCACAAGGACAAAACCAUGCUCGCAUCAAGUGCUCAGCAGUUCUUUGUUAGUGGCUGCGACGAGGAAUGCGGCAAGCCGCUG
Molecule: messenger RNA, 2535 nt
Organism: Truncatella angustata
Lineage: Eukaryota; Fungi; Ascomycota; Sordariomycetes; Amphisphaeriales; Sporocadaceae
Product: P-loop containing nucleoside triphosphate hydrolase protein
Exons: 2
Biological process (GO): regulatory ncRNA-mediated heterochromatin formation
Cellular component (GO): nuclear RNA-directed RNA polymerase complex
Molecular function (GO): helicase activity; ATP hydrolysis activity
Source: RefSeq, a predicted model, not a curated record